This is a messenger RNA of Lachancea thermotolerans CBS 6340, 1155 nucleotides long. RefSeq names its product glyoxylate reductase. Gene Ontology annotation, cellular component: cytosol. The record is from RefSeq and is a predicted model, not a curated record. The transcript has a single exon. The coding region runs from base 1 to 1155 and encodes 384 amino acids. Gene Ontology annotation, molecular function: NAD binding; hydroxypyruvate reductase [NAD(P)H] activity; glyoxylate reductase (NADPH) activity. Lineage: Eukaryota; Fungi; Ascomycota; Saccharomycetes; Saccharomycetales; Saccharomycetaceae.
AUGGCUAAAAAACCGGGGGUGUUGAUUCCCUUCAAAAACCGUGUAGAAGUGGAUGAUAGUCUACCAGAAUGGAAGAGGUUGGAAGAGCAUGUCGACUUCAUCAAGUAUAAAAUUACAACAAAAGAGGAUUUUAAGGUCGCCCUGGCUCGAUCUAACGUUGAAUGCUUGUGGAUCACAGAGGAUCUCUUCACUUACCUUGGAAGCCCAGCCGAAUUCUAUGAUGAUUAUUCCUCUAGCUUGAAACUGAUUGCAGUUCCUUGGGUCGGAACCGACUUCUUAGACGGACCUAAAUUGAAGAGAGAAAAAGGCAUAGUAGUGUGCAACAUUGGUCCCAGUGCCGCUAGCAAUGUGGGAGAAUUGGCUCUCUUCCUCGCACUCAGCUGUUUCAGGAUGACGUCCUUCUUCGAGCAUUGUUUCAGAUUUGUUCACAGAGGCCAGCCUGGGCAAUGUGCAGAGUACGUAGGAGGCAAGAAGCACGCGCUAACUGCUUCGAGUGCUACGGGCGGCGAGCACCAUUACCCAUUUCCCGAAAAGUUUACUCGUGAGCAGGCUCAAGUUGUGGACUUGUCUAAAAAUUACACAAUUGCUGGGAAAACUAUAGCAUCGCCUAACGGUAAAACUGCCCUUAUUUUGGGAUUCGGCUACAUUGGUCAAUCUAUCGGAAAAAAGUUGUGCUAUGGGCUCGAUAUGAAAAUCCAAUACUUCAAGAGAUCGGGGCCUGUUUCCAAGGAUAUUUUAGGGUACCCAGCGAAAUACUGUAGUACUUUAGAAGACCCUGAGACUUGGGUCUCUGCAGACCUUAUUGUUCUGGCACUUCCAGGGCAUUCGUCGACUCAAAACGUAAUUAAUGCCAAAACAUUGAGCAUGUGCAAAGAUCAGGUCCGCAUUGUCAAUGUAGGGCGUGGCUCUUGUAUCGACGAAGAUGCUCUUUUCCAAGCACUGGAGUCUGGCAAAGUUGCUAGCGCAGGAUUGGAUGUUUUCAAAAACGAAAGUACCAAGGUGGACGAGCGCUUUUUUGAUCGGUGGGAUGUGACGCUUCUGCCACAUAUCGGAAGCACCGUUUCGGACAUGGUAGGACGUCAAACACUGGUUACACUCCAAAAUGUCGAGGAUGUCUUGGUGAAAAACGGACGUGGGCUGUAUCCCUGCAACUAG